Molecule: messenger RNA, 1350 nt
Organism: Verticillium alfalfae VaMs.102
Lineage: Eukaryota; Fungi; Ascomycota; Sordariomycetes; Glomerellales; Plectosphaerellaceae
Product: sugar transporter
Exons: 5
Coding region: 1-1350 (449 amino acids)
Biological process (GO): transmembrane transport; carbohydrate transport
Cellular component (GO): membrane
Molecular function (GO): carbohydrate:proton symporter activity
Source: RefSeq, a predicted model, not a curated record
AUGUUUAUGCUUUCCAACCACUACAUCGUCAAGCAUUUUAACAAAACUUUGGCCCUCUCAUCUCUAGUCAUUGCCAUUUCGACACUGAAUUAUGGCUUCGACAACAAUGGUUACACAACAACUCAGGCGAUGGAACCGUUCAUUCGUCAUUUUGGUUCUUUUGAUACGAGAACCGGCAAAUAUGAACUACCAACCGCAUGGCUUUCAAUGUUCAACAGCUUGAAUUACAUUGGUUUCGCAUUUGGUCCGUUCUGGCUUUUUGGACUCGUGAACAUGAUUGCUGACGGCAACCUAGGCGUGGUGCUUGGUAGUCUAAUCAGUGAACGCUGGGGUCGACGAUGGUGCAUGUUCUCCAUGAGUGGUCAUGCUGUCGUCUGCGCCGUAAUAGCAGUGACAUCAACUACCAGAGAGCAAAUCAUGGCCGCUCGGGUCCUAAAUUUCCCCAUGAUCGUUAUGUCGACCGUGUGGUUAAUUCCGGAGUCUCCUCGUUGGCUGUUGACGAAAGGCGAAGUCGGAAAGGCUCACGGUGCGUUGCUUCGUUUACGCUCCGGAACCUUGAGCCCUGAAGAGAUCGAAUCUGAAUUCGCCGACCUCCAACUUGCCCUUCAAAUGGAAAAAGAGCAGGGACGAUACAUUGAGAUAUUCCAGGGUAUCAACAGGAAGCGGACUGCUAUUAUUGUGGCACUUAACUUCCUGCAGCAGGCAACGGGCCAAGCGUUUGCAGGCUCCUAUGGCGCUAUCUUUGUGCGGAGCAUUGGAACCGUCAACCCUUUUAACAUGACCAUCAUUAAUGCAUCAGUCAACCUGCUGAUGUGUGGCGUCUCACUGUUUCUCAACGACCGGGUUGGCAGACGGCCAUUGCUCAUGGCUGGCGCAGCCUGGCAGGCAGCUGCCAUCAUAACCAUGGGUGGCUUAGGUACUAUCAGCAAUCCGUCAGUCGCUGUCAAGAAGGCCACAGUCGCGAUGCUGCCGCUCUUUGGCGGUGGCUUUUGCCUGGGAUGGGCACCUCUAGUAUAUGUUGUGACGACUGAAGUGACGUCGCUCCAUCUCCGGGACGCAUCCCAGCGCACUGCUGCCAUUGUCAACGUUGUCACUGCGUUUGCCGUCAACUUCUCCAUUCCUUACCUCCUCUUUGACCCUGCGAAUCUCGGCAGUCGCUUGGGAUUCAUCUUCGGCGCGGUUGCAGUCGUGUCUGUAUGCUUCACGUGGCUGUUUGUCCCCGAGUGCAAGGGCAAGUCCUUGGAGCAGAUUGACCUUAUGUUCAACCAAGGCGUUCCCCUCCGUCGUUUUGGGUCUUACAAACCAGCGGAUGUCGAAUUCGUCGAGGUGGAAGCAAAGCACGACGAUUAG